This is a messenger RNA of Aegilops tauschii subsp. strangulata, 678 nucleotides long. NCBI's taxonomy places the organism in Eukaryota, Viridiplantae, Streptophyta, Magnoliopsida, Poales, Poaceae. The record is from RefSeq and is a predicted model, not a curated record.
AUGAUGCUGGACUUCAACGCGCAUGGCCUUGACCCGGCCUGGGCCGAGCCGCCAACGGAGAAGGUGCAGGAGUUCUUCGACACCUUGUCGGAGAGCUAUGUCCGUGACGAGCCACUGCUCAUCCAGGACACCACCAAGGCCGAACUGGACUACAUUGCCGCCAGGGCGGCGGAGGCGGCGCUUGCUAGGGAGGCCGACAGCGUUGGCGCCGUGGAGGACGAGGCCAAUGCGGCCGCGGAGGAGACGGAGCUCGCCCAGUGGGCGGAGUCUGCCGGGGAGGCCAGCGGUGCCAACGCCAAGACCCCCCUUGUUGAAGACGCGGGCGACGAGUCGUCCGAAGAGGAGGUCGAGGUGAACGAUCCCCCGGUCGCGGGGAGGAAGCGUGUCCUGCGGCAGGCCAGCUGUGGUGAGCCGGUCCGGUCCGGCAGGACCUCGCAGCGGCAGCCGCCCCAGGAGCAGCUCGUGCGCGAGACGAGGGCGAUGAAGGCCGCGGCAACGACGAAGGCGGCGAAGGCCGUGGUGGCGAAGAGGAAGGUGACUGCUGCCUCGUUGUCCAAGCGGUACCGGACCCCAUCUCCUUCCCCUCCGGACAGCACCUUGGAGGCUGAGUUUGACCUCGGAUCUUUCAGCCCGGCGAGGAAGAGGAAGCUAGUGGAGGAGGAGGUGGAGGAAGAGUAA